Molecule: messenger RNA, 3977 nt
Organism: Trichosurus vulpecula (common brushtail)
Lineage: Eukaryota; Metazoa; Chordata; Mammalia; Diprotodontia; Phalangeridae
Gene: OSBPL5
Product: oxysterol binding protein like 5
Exons: 22
Coding region: 194-2836 (880 amino acids)
Biological process (GO): phospholipid transport
Cellular component (GO): intracellular membrane-bounded organelle; membrane; cytosol
Molecular function (GO): sterol binding
Source: RefSeq, a predicted model, not a curated record
GGUUGGAUAAGUCUUCUGGUAUUUCCUGCAGCAGGCGCGCUCCGACAGCCAGCUGGGCAGCGUCGGGGCCGGCCGCAGCCCCAGCUUGGGUCCCAGCCCCGGCCUCAGCCCGCACGGCCCCCGAUCGUCCGGACCCUGGCCCCUGGCCCCCGGGCCCGGCUCUGCCCCAAGGAGAACCCCCGCAGCUCACGCCAUGAAGGAGGAGAACUUCCUACGGCGCAGGUUUUCCCUCUGUCCUCCUUCCUCCACCCCUCAGAAGAUUGACCCUCGGAAACUGACCAGGAACCUGUUCUUCAGCGGAGACCAUGAGAUCUACCCUCUCAGCCCAGGCAAAGACAUGGAAGGCAGCAAUGGUGUGUCCCUAUUGAAGGAUGAAGUGCCUCAGACCCCGGUGUCCAUGACCAGAGCCCUGCAGAAUAGUGACUACAGGCUUUGCAAUGGAUCUGACAGAGAGUCCUUGUCCCCCACAGCCAAAGUCACCAAGAAAGAGACCCUCAAGGUCCAGAAGAGGAACUACCGCCAGGAGAAGAAGCGGGCCACGCAGCAGCUGUUCAGCGCCCUCAAGGACCCCAGCGUGGUCAUCAUGGCUGACUGGCUGAAGAUCCGGGGCACCCUGAAGAGCUGGACCAAGCUCUGGUGCAUCCUGAAGCCAGGUGUGCUUCUGGUUUACAAGACGCCCAAGGUGGGCCAGUGGGUGGGCACCAUUCUGCUGCACUCCUGUGAGCUCAUCGAGAGGCCCUCCAAGAAGGACGGCUUCUGCUUUAAGCUGUUCCACCCCCUGGACCAGUCCAUCUGGGCCAUGAAGGGUCCAAAAGGAGAGAACGUCGGCUCCAUCACCCAGCCCCUCCCCAGCAGCUACCUGAUCUUCAGGGCGGCUUCUGAGUCUGAUGGCCGCUGCUGGCUGGACGCCCUGGAGUUGGCUCUGCGCUGCUCCAGCCUCUUCCGGCUCAGUGCCUCCAAACAGGGGAAGGAUGGAGAGCUGACCUGCCAGCUGGACUCCUCCCAGAUGCCUCUGGAUGGGCUGCUGCAUGCUGGGACCAUCUCAGACCAGGAUCUCUUUCAGCUGAACGAGGCCUCCCUGGAAAACCACCAGCUGGAGAAUGACGCCUUCUCAGACAGGUCAGAGAAAGAUACUAUCGAGGAGUCGGAGAACGACACCCGGGAAAACAGUCGGAAGACCAAUGACAGUGAGAGUGACCAGUCUGAAACCCCCGGGGAGCUCAGUCAGGAGAAAAAAGGGACGACGUACAUCGAGCAGAUCUAUGAAGAAUUUGGAGAGACAGGAGAAUCCUCGCAGACCGAGACUGUCUCUGAGGAAAACAAGAGCCUCAUCUGGGUCCUGCUGAAACAGCUGCGGCCAGGAAUGGACCUCUCCCGAGUGGUGCUUCCCACCUUCAUCCUGGAGCCACGGUCCUUCCUCAACAAGCUCUCCGACUACUACUACCACGCAGAUCUGCUGUCUCAAGCUGUCUUGGAAGAAGAUCCCUUAAGUCGUAUGAAGAAAGUUGUAAGAUGGUAUCUGUCUGGCUUCUACAAGAAACCAAAGGGAAUUAAGAAGCCUUACAAUCCCAUCCUUGGAGAGACCUUCCGCUGCUGCUGGUACCACCCACAGACCAACAGCCAUACCUUCUAUAUUGCUGAGCAGGUCUCCCAUCAUCCCCCCGUCUCCGCUUUCUAUGUAAGCAAUAGGAAGGAUGGCUUCUGCAUCACUGGAAGCAUCCUAGCCAAGUCCAAAUUCUAUGGAAAUUCCCUCUCAGCCUUACUUGAUGGCAAAGCCACCCUGACGUUUCUAAGUAGAGGGGAAGAUUACAUCAUUACGAUGCCCUACGCACAUUGCAAAGGAAUUUUGUAUGGCACCAUGACGAUGGAGCUGGGUGGAAAAGUGACUAUCGAGUGUGAGAAGAAUAAUUACCAAGCAGAACUGGAGUUUAAGCUCAAGCCUUUCUUCGGAGGCAGCUCCGGCCUUAACCAGAUCUCUGGGAAGAUUAAGUCAGGAGAGGAGGUUCUAGCCAGCCUUGACGGACACUGGGACAGGGAGGUGUACAUCAGUGACCCAAAGAACGGCACCACUGAUGUCUUCUGGAACCCGACGCCAGAUAUCCGGAGGCAACGGCUGAAGCGCCACAUCGUGCUGUUUGAGGAGCAGACAGAGCUCGAAUCAGAGAGACUCUGGCAGCACGUGACCAGCGCAAUCAACAAAGGUGACCAGGUGAAGGCCACCCAGGAGAAGUCCGUGCUGGAAGAGGAGCAGAGGAGACGGGCCCGGGAGAGGCAGGAGGCCUUUCUAGACUGGAAGCCACUACUGUUCCUCCAGGAUCCCAGCUCCCAGGAGUGGCACUACAAAUAUGAGGACCUCAGGCCUUGGGACCCCUUAACAGACAUCGCCCAGUUUGAGCAAGAGGGCAGAUUGCAGACAAUGGGCCGGCGCACACCCUUGAGGCUGACCACUCGGAACCCAGCGGCUAGGCACAAGAGCUCAGGAAAGGAUCGUCGGCACCGCAAGGCCAGCGAUCAGCCCUCCAACCACAGCCAGAACACGGAGAGCAGCUGCUCCACCCCCGAGUCUGUGCAGGACCUGUCAGACGAUGAAGGGGAUGCAGACUGUGAAAGUUCCUGUGCCCGGUGUGGGAAGGAGAGCCAGCAUCUGAAGGAAAUUCAUACUGCAGUGUUGUCCCUACAGAAGGCCCAACAAGACCUCCACAGGAACCUCACGGCUCUAAACAAAAAGUCUCUGUACAGGCGAGCGCCAGGAAGCCUCCUCCAUAGCUCACGCUGCUGGUUUCUACUCUGCGUGUUUCUGACAUGUCAGCUGUUCAUUAACUAUGUCUUGAAAUAAAAGCACUCUAGGGGCAGCAGCCCAUGUGCCUCCCUGCCAAACGAACACUGCCCCCACCCCAGGAGCCCUCCCUGCAGAGGUGGGACCACAUUCCAUCCAGGGAAGGCCAGGCGCUAGGCCCAAGACCCCAAGCACCACUCCUGGGCAGCCAGUGCCCUUCAGAGGGGGCACAGCUUCGGGACCGUAUUACCCAUAUGGGCCUUAAUCGCUGAAGCCAAAUGUAGCUUAUUUGUGCACUUUGUUUCCUAAGGUGGCUUGUCGUCAGUCCAUCCGUCCAUCCAUCUGUCCAUCGCAUGUGGCUCACCUCUCAGUACCACCUGCUACUGCAGUCCCCCAACCUGAGUGUAUGUGGCCUUUCCCCAAGUUCCACCAGACACUUGGGGCAACUAGGAGGAGGGAAGGAAAGAGGGACAGGAGAGGGCCUAGCCUGAGAGUGGCCCCAAGGCUGAGGGCCUCCCUCCUUCCCUCCAUUCUUCCUCCCUUGACAAAGGAUGACCAUUUCAGGAAAUGCAGGGGGACCUGAGAACCAGCCAGGUGGCGUAGAUCUUGCAAGCACAGUCAUGGUGCCCUGUGUGCCCAGGGCCUCCCUCCUCAGGAAACCAGGACUUGGAACCCCAGACAUGCGUGAGAGGAGGCUCCAAGCAGGCAUCCCAGCUCGGUGCUGCCUGCCCGCCUGGGCAACGGGAUCUGUACAGCCCCACUAGAACCCCUGCUCUGUGGGGGGGACCAGCCUGGGCCUGAGGGGCGGCUGAGCAGCUUGGAUAGCCCUGCUGCUGGGGGCGAGAGGGUCAUGGAGCCACCGAAGGACCCCUCCCCCUGCUAGGUGGUCUUGUGCUUUCUAUCACUGAAGUGGCCAUUCUUAGGUGGUGCAGAGGGCCCCAUCACCGAGCCUCUCCUGCAUGGCCUCACCCAGCCCAAGGAGCAAGUGGGGGGCGGAGAGGGAAGUGGGGCACAGGUGAGUGGCUGCGUCUGUCCGCGGGCACCCUUGCUCAGCCUGCACAAAUCUCAGCCAACGGCGGUGCCCGGGCCCGCAAUGCCACACGCCCAGAUUGUAGGCUUUCAUCUCGUCUGUCCUGUCCCUCCUGCCUUUGGGGAAACUUGUUUCUGCUUGAUAACAGUGAAAUAAAAUGACCUACCGCCG